ACAAACUUCACCUUCCGAUAUCUGAGGUCAGGUUGUGGGUAUAUAUUGUGGUGGAGCGGAGGAGCAGCAACAAACGCAGCUCACAUCUCCUCACACAAUGAAGUUUACCGCGCUGAUCCUGGUGUUCCUGAUGGUGGUGUCAGCGGUCGUCAGUAGUCCCGCCCCACACAAGAAGGGCUUUGGAUUUGGCAGCAAGAAAGGCGGCCGUCGUGGCUUUGGCGGCUUCCGUCCAGUUCACGUGGUGCAAGUACCUAUCCCAGUGUACCAUGGCGGCUACGGUGGCGGCUACAGCCACGGCGGCUACGGUGGCGGCUACAGCCACGGCGGCUACGGUGGCGGCUACAGCCACGGCGGCUACGGUGGCGGCUUCGGCAGCAGCUUCGGAGGUAGUCACGGUGGUCUGUACGGCGGCUUUGGAAGCGGUCACGGCGGUUACGGUUAUGGAAGCUACGGAAAGAAGUAGACUGAACAAGUGAGAGUUAGAGAGUUGGUCUGGGAACACUGCCGCUGUGAGAGUCUUCCUGGACAGGUAACUCUCUCUCACCUGCUCAUAUUAAUCACUAAUGUAAAUAAUGGUCAAUACUUUCCUAACACCUCAUUCUUCCUUUCAUUAUAAAAAUCUUACACUUCGUGUAGGAAAUAUUAUGUUCUUAUAACCUUCAUCAUCAUUUUUGUACGAUACUGAUUUUUUACUGAAUAAAAACAAAUCUGUUUA
Messenger RNA from Homarus americanus (American lobster), 715 nucleotides. RefSeq names its product keratin-associated protein 19-2-like. The record is from RefSeq and is a predicted model, not a curated record. Lineage: Eukaryota; Metazoa; Arthropoda; Malacostraca; Decapoda; Nephropidae. The transcript has 2 exons. The coding region runs from base 98 to 463 and encodes 121 amino acids.